AUGCAUCUUCCAGCCCACAAGCUCCAGCUGCGCCCUAAACUUACCAACGUUCUACAACACUCAAGCAAGACUUCCACACCCAAGACCCCCGAGGCUCAAACUUCAACCAAAACGGACAGCGGUAUCAACACCAAAGACAAGCGCAACAUCAAGAUCGGCAUUGCCGCACUUCGUACCGUCAGCAAAUGGACCGAUAAAGCUGCACUGACGCUCGAGAAGCUCGAGGGCCAAGAAGCCUCGAAGCACUGCCAGGAUCGCCAGGCACGCUUGAUCGCAAGAGAUGGCAGUGAAGGAUACGGAAAGAAAGCCCAGGAUACCGGGGUAUGGAGAAAGACUGUAGUAUACCCGGUACCUGCCCAGGUUGGUAGUGCUAGGAGUAUCGAAGUACACGAUCAGCCAAGAGUGUACGGAGCAGCAACACCUUCCAGUAAAGAAGAAAGCCGCAUUGCGGCCAGCGCUGUGGAGCUACCGCUCGUCCAGACUCAUCAUGCGCAUGUCUUGGCUUCCGUUGAGGAGUACUAUGACGAAAGCAGUGAUGACGAAGACGAAGGCAGUACUUCUCGGCAGGUUGGCCUCAACAGCUCCACAGACGUUGGUGCAGAUGAAGAUACCGAUGAGGAAGAUACUUCCGAUGAUUCUAGUGACGAUGAGAAGGAGGAUGACAGCGAUGACGACUCGGAUAGUGAGCAACAUGAUAGCUCUGAUGAUGCUGAGGAUUCGGACGAGGAGGAAGCUGAGGCGAAGCAUCAGAUGAUCGUGAAUGCUAAAAAUUGA
Messenger RNA from Alternaria metachromatica, 774 nucleotides. RefSeq lists its product as uncharacterized. NCBI's taxonomy places the organism in Eukaryota, Fungi, Ascomycota, Dothideomycetes, Pleosporales, Pleosporaceae. The record is from RefSeq and is a predicted model, not a curated record. Bases 1 to 774 code for a protein of 257 amino acids. The transcript has a single exon.